Messenger RNA from Prunus armeniaca (apricot), 1446 nucleotides. The record is from the annotation of a GenBank genome assembly. Lineage: Eukaryota; Viridiplantae; Streptophyta; Magnoliopsida; Rosales; Rosaceae.
AUGAUUUUCAAAAUACAAAAAUGUGGGGAAAGAUUGUGUCUUGGAUGGAGGAUGCUGUCCAGGAAGUACAGUUCAAGUGAACCCAUAAGGCAAUUCUCUGACCCAACCAGAGCAAUAUGCAAAAUCAUGAUGUCUUGCCCAACACUUGCACUUGAUACUGCCCUUGACCAAAGUGGGAUCAGAAUUUCACCUGAAAUGGUAGAGGAAGUUCUCAUGAGAUUCCAGAAUGCUGGUAUGGUUGCAUACCGAUUCUUUGAAUGGGCAGGGAAGCAGCGGAAUUACACGCAUAGCGUGAAGGCUUAUCAUGCCAUGAUUGAGUCUUUGGCCAAGAUAAGGCAGUACCAGAUCAUGUGGGAGCUUGUGAACUCAAUGAGGGCCAAGAGAAUGCAGAACAUGGAGACAUUUAGCAUAAUUAUGAGGAAGUAUGCUAGGGCCCAGAAGGUUGAAGAAGCGCUUUAUACAUUUAACGUUAUGGAAAAGUACGAUUGUGCUCCGAAUUUAGCAGCGUUCAAUGGCCUGCUGAGUGCUUUGUGUAAGUCCAAGAAUGUGAGGAAGGCUCAGGAGAUUUUUGAUAAAAUGAAGGAUCGGUUUGAGCCAGACUCGAAGACUUAUAGUAUAUUGAUUGAUGGGUGGGGAAAGGAUCCGAAUUUGCCUAAGGCAAGGGAGGUCUUUAGAGAAAUGACUGAUGCUGGUUGUAAUCCUGAUAUAGUGACUUAUGGUAUCAUGGUUGAUGUUCUUUGUAAGGCAGGGAGGGUGGAUGAAGCGAUUGAGAUCGUUCGGGGCAUGGAUGAUAGUGGUUGUACACCUACAUCUUUUAUUUACAGCGUUUUGGUGCAUACAUAUGGGGUGGAACACAGGAUUGAAGAUGCUGUUGACGCAUUCUUGGAGAUGGAAAGGAAUGGAAUCAAGGCUGAUGUGGUGGUGUAUAAUGCCUUGAUUGGUGCCUUUUGUAAGGCUAACAAGUUCAAGAACGUGUAUAGGGUCUUAAAUGAUAUGGAUUCCAAAGGUGUUAAACCCAAUUCAAGGACCUGCAAUAUCAUUUUGAAUAGCUUGAUUGAUCGUAGAGAGACUGAUGAGGCAUUUAGUGUCUUUCGUAAAAUGAUCAAACUAUGUGAGCCCGAUGCAGAUACGUAUACGAUGAUGAUAAAGAUGUUUUGCGAGAAAGAUGAGCUAGAGAUGGCUCUCAAAGUCUGGAAGUACAUGAAGCAGAGGAGGUUUGUGCCGAGCAUGCACACAUAUUCCGUCCUUAUAAAUGGAUUGUGUGAGAAGGGCAAUACUUCAAAGGCUUGUGUCUUUUUGGAAGAGAUGAUAGAGAAGGGGAUUCGGCCAGCAGGUGUGACAUUUGGGAGAUUAAGACAGUUGCUGAUAAAAGAAGGAAGAGAAGAUGUACUCAAAUUUCUAAAUGAAAAAAUAAAUCUACUGGUCAAGGAGCCUUUAUUUGAUUGA